Messenger RNA from Gadus macrocephalus (Pacific cod), 1359 nucleotides. It is a transcript of the gene cbx1b, whose product is annotated as chromobox homolog 1b (HP1 beta homolog Drosophila). Gene Ontology annotation, cellular component: nucleus; pericentric heterochromatin. Bases 175 to 789 code for a protein of 204 amino acids. NCBI's taxonomy places the organism in Eukaryota, Metazoa, Chordata, Actinopteri, Gadiformes, Gadidae. Gene Ontology annotation, molecular function: chromatin binding. The record is from RefSeq and is a predicted model, not a curated record. Gene Ontology annotation, biological process: chromatin organization; negative regulation of transcription by RNA polymerase II. The transcript is spliced from 6 exons.
AGCCCUUAGCUCUAGCAAGCUAUUCACCAUCAAUAAUCAUACAAUCGUUAACAAAACAAUACCAUAACCGGGACACGGAGAAGAGGAUUUUCUUUGCGGUUGGGUUGCUCCACGAUUUUAAACUGUAAAGACGUAGCUUGGGAACCAGGAACCUGGUCCAAAGGUCUACCUGAUAUGAGCGAGACUACCGAACCCUCUAAUGAUGGCCCCACUCUUACAGAAGCCGCCCCGCCAGUCCCGACGGAGAGCAAGAUGACGUCGGUCGUCGAGAAGAAGGAGAAGAAGGCGGACGACGUGCCCGAGGAAGAGGAGGAAGAGGAAGAGUACGUGGUGGAGAAGGUGCUGAACCGGCGCGUGGUGAAGGGGCGGGUGGAGUACCUGCUCAAAUGGAAAGGCUUCUCGGACGACGACAACACGUGGGAACCGGAUGACAACUUGGACUGCCCGGACCUGAUCGCAGAGUUCCUGCAGUCUCAGAAAUCGGCCCACGAGGUCAAGAGGAAGAUGGAGGGCGAGGGCGAAGACGGCAAGUCAAAGAAGAGAAAGGAAGACCCGGAGAAACUGAGGGGCUUCGCACGCGCCCUUGACCCAGAGAGGAUCAUCGGAGCUACCGAUUCCACGGGAGAGCUCAUGUUCCUCAUGAAAUGGAAAAAUUCGGACGAGGCCGACCUGGUCCCAGCCAAGGAGGCGAACGUGAAGUGUCCCCAGGUGGUCAUCUCGUUCUACGAGGAGCGGCUCACCUGGCACUCCUACCCCACCGAGGAGGAGAAGAAGGAGGACAAGAUCUGAGGACGAAGUGGAAUCGUGGAAAACGAAUAAAGAUAAAGAAAUGGUGGUUUCAACAAGAGUUUAAAGCAGACCACAUCGGACUUCAUGCAUCUCUUCUGGCAUGGCGUCCCUCAUCUGAUUCCCUUUGGAUAUGAUCAACAUUUAUAUAAUCCAUAGGUUGACAUCGAGCAUACACAAAUCACAUGCUAUGUACAUUUUCACAGUAUUACAUCUCGUAUGACCUUGCCUCAUCCCCAUUCAAAUUGGACAGAUGUUUUUUGACGUAUGUGCUACGCCAGUGCUACAUGCCUUUUUCGCUAUUUUGCUAUCAUGGUACCGUGAAGAUUUAUGCCUUAUCUUCAUCAUAGUAAAUACUUUUGAAAUGAAAUAGUUUUUGAUGCCUUUUAAGGACGACUGACAUCCUGUUUCCCUGAGUUCACUUUAGUUCUUUAGGCGUUUACUUUGUGUUUGUGUAACCUAUCCAAAAAAGAUUCCAUGUACUUGGCUCAUUAGUGCUCUUAGUUAUUGUGGUAUUUUAAUAGUGAUGUCUAGCUUGUCUGUUUUGGAGAAUAAACCACAUUUUGUUACAAG